AUGAACCCAAAGCUGAAGGAGGAGGAGAAAGCAGCCUCUUUUCCGACCCUAAUAAUAUGUACAGCUACGUCCAAGUGGACCUCUUCACCUCUGACAUUUUCAAAGAAUGAGGAGGAGAGGGACAAGGCCAUGAAGAGGGUGCACGGCAUGCAGUGGAAAGGCUGGGUGCUCACUGUGCACCUGGCCAAACCCAAGGCUGACCCAAUCCUCAAGAAGAGGGGGGAUGAUGCCGGGCAGCAGGAGCCAGAGGAGGAUGGGGCACCCCUCAGUGUGCAGAUCGCCAACGUGGUGGCGCCACUAGAAGUACUUUAUGAGAAGAAGCAGAAGGUGGAGGGGGUGCUGCAGAGACUGGUCAGAUAAAUGGGCAACACCAACAAAGCGAUGCUGCUCUGGCUGUUUAUUCAGAAGAAGAAUGUCUUAAAUACAUACACUGACUGCACUCCCUGUCUGGGUAUGCACAACUUUGACCCUAAUCCUAUUUCCCCUACUCUUAUCAUGCAGACUGAAUACAGGAACAAGUGUGAGUUCGUGAUUGGUAUUGGAGCGAAUGGAUAAGAUAAGACCAUAGGCUUCAGACUGGGGAAGUACAGAGGGGGCUCCUGUGCCAUGGUGGGAUCCUCAGACAGCAUCCACAUCACCACUAAGGCCAAGAGAGUGGUCUGCGAGUUCCAAAAAUGUGUUUGGACAACCUCAUACUCCAUGUAUAGGCCUGAGGCAUACGAGUUCCACUGGAAGUCGCAAACAGUGCAGACCACAACAAGGACCAAGCAGGCCGUGGCGGUGGUGUUCUUUAACCCACAGGUGCAGAAACCAGAAAUCAAAUACCCUGAAGAGUAUUUCACCGAGGAUGACAAUAAAGAUGAUGUAACUGCUCUGUACUUUGUGUCAGCAAGACAAAGGCAAUCCCCUAACCCAGAGGACUUGCCGUGUGAGCUAGUAGCUGGAGAGAAGUGUAUUCAUGAGGAGCUUCUUGGCCUGGAGUUCAGGAUAUCCCCUUAUUAUUUUUUUCCAGCUGUAUAAUAUGUCACUGAGCAGGUGAACACAGGGGCAGCAGAGGUACUGUACUCAGCUGUAGGAGAAUGGGCCCAGCUGGACAAGGACAGCACUGUGCUGGAUGUAUGCUGCAGAGAAGGAACUAUUGGCAUCUCCCUGGAUAAGAGGGUGAGGAAAGUGAUUGGGAUAGAGAUGUUUCAGGAAACAGUGAAGGACACCAAAGUCAACGCGAAGAUCACUGGGCUGAUUAACAUUCAGUUCCACUGUGGAAAGGCUGCUGAAGACAUUCAAAUGGUGCUCAGCACUGUCAUAUCCCCAAACAUCACAGCCAUCGUGGACCCACCCAGAGCAGGCCUACAUCCCAAGGUCAUUCUGGCGAUAGAGCAUGUGAAGAGGCUGGUUUAUGUGGCGUGCGACGUUAAGGCUGCCAUGAACAACUUCAUUGAUCUUUGCAGGGCUCCCUCUAACCGUGUACGUGGAGCUCCAUUCCGUCCAGUUCGGGCCAUGGCUGUGGACCUCUUCCCCCAGACCACACACAGAUGCUGCUGCUCUUUUAGAUGGUGAACUAGUUACGAAGUUAUGAAGAAUGCCUGUAUUGAUACACCAUCCAAAGGGAUAU
Salmo salar (Atlantic salmon) is the source of this 1612-nucleotide messenger RNA. Lineage: Eukaryota; Metazoa; Chordata; Actinopteri; Salmoniformes; Salmonidae. The record is from RefSeq and is a predicted model, not a curated record.